Cadophora gregata is the source of this 735-nucleotide messenger RNA. RefSeq lists its product as uncharacterized. Gene Ontology annotation, molecular function: acyltransferase activity, transferring groups other than amino-acyl groups. Bases 1 to 735 code for a protein of 244 amino acids. The transcript is spliced from 2 exons. The record is from RefSeq and is a predicted model, not a curated record. NCBI's taxonomy places the organism in Eukaryota, Fungi, Ascomycota, Leotiomycetes, Helotiales, Ploettnerulaceae.
AUGCGCAAACCCAUCCCCAUCUCCAUCCACGCUCCCAGAUCAGCUGACCUCGACCUCCCGCCGCUGGCGCGUCUCGAUAUCGCCGCCAACUCAUCUCAUCCGCUUGUCGCACUCUCGUUUCCAUACCCUUUCCAAGCCUUAAAACUCUUUCUUGCGCAUUUAAGAUUCUGUUUUGAGAGGAAGGGGGAGUAUGGGAUUUUGGUGGCGAGGGUGAGAUGUGGUGUGGCGAAUGAGUCUGACAGCUCAGACGCGGAUUCGGGGGUUGAUGUUUCGCUUGAGGGAGAGGAAGAUAGUGGGAACGAGGGUGCUAAGGGCGAGAUUGUGGGAUUUAUAAUGUGGAGAAACGUCCCGUCAUUUCAGAAAAGGGAGGGAGAAGAAGUAGAAGAAUGGGAUUGGCUCUCCCAGUUACCGAGAGGUGCAAACACGAGCCUUUGGAAGCGGUAUACCGAAGUCAUGAGUUCAGAUCCUGGAACAAAUGAGAGCGAUAGUGUCGAAAUUCUGAAAGUCGCAGUCUCACCACAGCACCAACGGCGCGGUAUCGGAACCAAAUUGCUCAAGGCAUGUCUUGAUGAAGUUGGGGAACGAGAUGUUCGUGUACGUGCCUCGAAGGAUGCGAAGGCGCUGUAUGAGAGGUAUGGGUGGAGGUGCGAGAAGGAAUUCAAGCUGGACUUGAGAGAGUGGGGGAGGUGUAGGACGUAUGCUAAUUUUGACAUGGUUCGAUCUGCUGAUGCUUGA